Messenger RNA from Acyrthosiphon pisum (pea aphid), 1174 nucleotides. RefSeq lists its product as uncharacterized. The record is from RefSeq and is a predicted model, not a curated record. The transcript is spliced from 5 exons. NCBI's taxonomy places the organism in Eukaryota, Metazoa, Arthropoda, Insecta, Hemiptera, Aphididae. Bases 41 to 871 code for a protein of 276 amino acids.
AAGCUCUUGAUAGAAUCCCUGGGAAACCGAACUUAAAAAUAUGACUGAAAGGAAAGUUCCGAUUGAAGAAGUGUAUAAAAAACUGUAUGAAGAUAUACAACUUCUCCGGUCUACUGACCAUAAGCAAGAGAUUAUUAUGGAUUACACUCAGAAGCUGGACGAACUUCAGGUCUCGUCGGAGCUGGUCAUGCCGCUUGAGAAACUUCGUAAACGAUUAAUAUUUCUAACAGACCCAUUUAAGUGGGAGCAGCAUAGCCUCUGGCAGUUAAAUAGUAACGAGACAUGGAAGCCCGACAAUUUAACUCAUGAUUUGAAGCAGAAUAAAUGGAUAGUCUUCAAACAGAUCGACCCGUUACUGAAACGGUGGAGGCUGGUGGCUAAAACCGUACCGGACAUUACGCUCGGAGAAGCCCGUGGACGAGUAGAACCAACAAAUUCAGGUUCUCGAAUGAUGCAGAACAGCACGUGGACGUUUCUUGGUAAAAUUCGGUGGAAUGACACAAAUUGUGACUUGCAGCAGUGUGGAUGGUUAGUAUUUAAUCAGACUGACCCUUUACUGAAUCAUUGGAGACUGGUAGUUUCCAGUCCUAUCAUAAUUGAAGAGCAGCAAAAUCCAUCGGAGCCGCACACCACACUCGAAAAUUCCCACAGUUAUGUAGUACCAACAGUUCCAAGUAAGACAGCUAGUGAACAACCUAAGAGCUUGGAAAUUUUAACCACAACUACCACGAUUGACCCUAUGUUGGUGGACGAGCUGCAGGACCCUACGAAUCCGUUCAACCUAGGACAAGGUUACGGAAAUUUACAUCUGUCAAAACCUGUUGUGUAUGAGCCUCAAGCACUGGAAGCGAACGGCAAUUAUGUUAUAUAAGGACCAGAAAAUUGAACUGCAUACCACCAAAACUGGAACCUCCGAAGACAGCGGAUACCAGCUUAAAAUUAAAUAAGAAAACCAGAAAUUAAAAUAUUUCUAUCAGAUCCGUUGGACUAAUCCUUCUUAAUAUCUUAAUUCAAACAUUUACAUACAUAAAUUCAUAAUAAUACUAAUAUUGUAUUUACUUAUUGUUACUUUAAUAGACAAAUUAUGUGGAUUUUUAGUUUUUAUUCUGCUUAUGUCGUAUACUCAUAUUUAGCUUGAAUAAGUAAAUUAGACUAAUUAGAGCAUGAAUACGUU